AUGUCCUCCUCCUCCUCCCCUUCAAAAUUAACUACUAUAAAUACUUCAAUCAACGAAUUUCAAUCUCCUACAAAUUCUUUUCGAGAUAAUGAGCUAAAAUGGAAUGGAUGGGGAUAUAUUCACUCAAACUUUGAGCUUUCGCCAGAGAAUGGGCAUUUUUAUAUGAAAAGCAAAAAAUAUGCCGAUUUGGACGGAAAACCACUUCCCGGACUUAGACCUUGGGUAGAGAAAAAUCUUGGAAUUGAUGUAGGACUUAGAACGCCGAGUAUAUCUAUUCAAUCACUUCAAAUUCCAUCUCCACUAAUUUCUAACCCUCAAUUUUUGGAAUUUCUUCGACUUGAGGAUAUUUACUAUUCUGAUGCGCCAUUGACUAGACUUGCACGUUCACAUGGACAAACAUUGGCAGAAAUAAUUUCUAUUAGAACAGGAAAAGUUGGACGAAUUCCUGAUUUGGUUAUUUGGCCAAGAAAUGAGAAACAAAUUUUAAAAAUAAUUGAAGGAGCUAAACAAUUUGAAGCUUUAUUAAUUCCAAUAGGAGGUGGAACUUGUGUUUCACAAGCAUUAUUAUGUCCAGAAAGCUCUCAAAAAUUAAUUUGUUCAAUAGAUAUGGGAAUGAUGUCUUCAAUAUUAAAUUUGGACGUAAAAAAUAUGACAGCAACAGUACAAGCGACUCGCGCCUCAGGAAUGAAAAAGAAUAAAUACGGCAAUAUUGAGGAUUUAAUACUUUCUGUGCGUAUUUGCACCAGUCGCGGUAUUUUACAGCCUAGAAGGCUAGGACAAGUACCACGACUAUCUUCGGGGCCCGAUUUGUUACAAAUACUGCUUGGGUCUGAAGGACAAAUGGGGGUGAUAAGUGAGGCUACGAUAAAAAUAUUUCCUAUGCCAGAACAGCGCUGCUUUGGUGCUAUAAUAUUUCCCGAUUUUGAGAGCGGUGUUAAUUUUUUUAGAGCUGUUGCACUUAAAAGGUGGCAACCUGCCUCCCUUAGACUUGUUGACAACGCACAAUUUCAAAUGGGACAAGCUAUGCGAGUACAAGAGGGGCAUAUUACUAGUGCGAUAUGGCAAUCAUUGGCUAGAGUUUAUCUAACGAGAUGGAAAGGGUUUAAACCUGACCAAAUGGUAGCCACAACAUGCGUCUUUGAAGGUACCGCAGAAGAAGUCCAAACAGAAAGGCAGCGUCUUUUCACACUCGCUACUACAUUUGGAGGUAUUCGAGCACCAGAUGAGAAUGGGCAGUUCGGCUAUCGGCUAACAUUUGCAAUAGCCUAUCUUCGAGACUUGGCACUAGAUCUGAAUGUUAUUGGGGAGUCUUUUGAAACAUCCGUCCCAUGGUCGAAAGUAUUAAAUUUGUGUAAAAAUGUAAAGACGUUGCUAAUACAUGAAGCACGUAAAAGAGGAAUUGAACAACAUAUUCUUGCUACUUGCAGGGUAACCCAAGUAUAUGAUUCCGGUGUUUGCGUCUAUUUUUAUUACGCGUUUAAUUAUCGUAGAAUGGAUGUACUUAAAGCAUUGGAGAUAUAUGAACAUAUUGAGUCCGCAGCCCGAGAAGAAAUUCUAGCUUGUGGAGGAAGCAUUUCCCACCACCACGGAAUUGGAAAAAUUCGAAAACGUUGGUUACCUACAACUAUUGGGCCUUUGGGUGUUUCAUUGAUGGAAUCUUUGCGUUCCCAACUUGAUCCAGAAAAUUUAUUUAAUAGUGGAAAUCUUAUUGAAAAUUCCUCCUCUUCUCAAACUCUUCAAAUAUUAAAAAAUAAAAUUGAAGAGAAGGAAAAAAGUAAAUUGUAA
Messenger RNA from Meloidogyne enterolobii, 1785 nucleotides. NCBI's taxonomy places the organism in Eukaryota, Metazoa, Nematoda, Chromadorea, Rhabditida, Meloidogynidae. The record is from the annotation of a GenBank genome assembly.